CUUUUACCAACUUAAAGAGCGGUUUAGAUUUCCCUUAUUCUUCGCCACAAGAGUACAGUUCCACCGGUACUCCCAUCUUUCCAACUCCCAAUUGGACUCUCCCCAUUAUAAUUAGCAUUUUGGAGAACCCAUAAUAGUAAGCUUUCUCUCGAUAGUAAAUUCAAGCAGAUUUGAAGUCUCUGAAAGAUUUAAGAUUGGAUAAAAAGAAACCAUGAUAUCAAUCAAAAUAAAUACAAUGGCGAAGAUGCCAGCUGUAGGACUAGGAACAUGGCAGAGCGAUCCUGGUGUUGUGGGAAAUGCAGUGAAGAUGGCUAUAGAGGCUGGCUACAGACAUAUUGACUGUGCAAAGAUAUAUGGCAAUGAGAAGGAGAUUGGCCUUGCACUCAAAGAAAUGAUCCAAAAGAAUGUUGUAAAGCGUGAGAAUCUAUGGGUUACCUCCAAACUCUGGUGCACCCAUCAUGCUCCAGAAGACGUGCCUGAAGCUUUGAACAGUACUCUGCAGGAACUGCAACUCGACUAUCUUGAUCUUUACCUGAUACACUGGCCCAUGCGAUUGAAAAAAGGUACAAAGGGAUUUGCCCCCGAAAACUUUUGCCCACUUGAUAUCCGCAGCACAUGGCAAGCAAUGGAGAAACUUCUGGAUUCUGGCAAAGUUCGUGCUAUUGGGGUGAGCAAUUUUUCUACCAAGAAGCUUGAGGAAUUGGUGAAGCAUGCAGCAAUUAUGCCAGCUGUGAACCAAGUGGAAUGCCAUCCUAUGUGGCAACAAACCAAUCUUCACAAUUUUUGCAAGAAACAUGGUAUACACAUAACAGCGUACUCACCCCUAGGUUCUCCAGGCAGUAGACUUGUUAAAACAAAAGUGAAUGUCCUAGAACAGCCUGUUGUGAAGCAAGUGGCAGAGAAAUUGGGAAAGACACCUGCACAAGUUGUGCUGCGCUGGGGAAUACAGAGGGGCUGCAGCGUGCUGCCUAAGAGUACCAGUGAGGAAAGAAUAAAAUCUAACUUAGAUGUGUUUGAUUGGUCAAUACCGCAAGAUUUGAUGGACCAGUUUCAACAAAUUGAACAGGAGAGGCUACUUCGCGGACAGUUCUUUACUCAUGACACAUGUGGCCCAUACAGGAAGGUGGAGGAUCUUUGGGAUGGUGAAAUCUAAGCAAAUUUGUGAUUUUCAGUUUAAUAUUUCUGGACCACAAGAAUUACAAGUAGUGAAAGGCUGAAUGUCGAGCGAUAGUUUUCAUUUUUGUUGAAUUUAUGAAGAAAUAAAAAGAUUAGGUAAUGUGAAGUGGGUCAAAAUAUUUGUUUGCUUCUAUUAGAGGAAGACAAAAUUUAACAUUUGUUCAAUCAAGCUUACAAUUUGUUUUCUUCU
This is a messenger RNA of Cryptomeria japonica (Japanese cedar), 1366 nucleotides long. RefSeq names its product NADPH-dependent aldo-keto reductase, chloroplastic. NCBI's taxonomy places the organism in Eukaryota, Viridiplantae, Streptophyta, Pinopsida, Cupressales, Cupressaceae. Gene Ontology annotation, cellular component: cytosol. The transcript is spliced from 8 exons. The record is from RefSeq and is a predicted model, not a curated record. The coding region runs from base 212 to 1153 and encodes 313 amino acids. Gene Ontology annotation, molecular function: aldose reductase (NADPH) activity.